CGAAAAAUUUCCCCCCUCCCCCGCGCCUCCACUCUAGCCCCAGACCUGCGCGCCUGCUGUAGCCGUCACCCACGGCCAUGGCGAACGACGACUCCCCCAAGUCCGGCGACCUCCCGCCCUACCCCGAGAUGAUCCUGGCGGCGAUCGAGGCGCUGGACGACAAGAGCGGCUCCAACAAGACGGCCAUCUCCACCUACAUCGAGGAGAACUACGAGAACCUGCCGCCCGCGCACGCCUCGCUGCUCACCGCCAACCUCGCCAGCAUGAAGGAGGGCGGCAAGCUCGCCUUCGUCAAGAACAACUACCUCAAGCCCGCCGCCACCGCCGCCGCCGCCGAUGCCGCCGCCGCGGAGCCCACCCCGAAGCGGGGCCGCGGCCGCCCGCGCAAGGACCCCAGCGCGCCCCGCCCGCCGCCCAAGGAACCCAAGGACCCCACCGCGCCCAAGCGCGGCCGCGGGCGCCCGGCCAAGGCCAAGGACCCCGUCGCCGAGGCCGUCGCCAAGGCCACCGCCGGCAUGCCCAAGAGCGGCCGCGGCCGCCCCGCAGGCAAGAGCCCCGCGCCCAAGAAGGCCAAGGUCGUCAAGGAGGCCCCUGCCGCCGACGCGUCCGGCUCCGCGCCAGCCAAGCGCGGACGCGGACGCCCGCCCAAGGCCAAGUAGGCACCACCCGGCUCUCCUCCGGCGGUAAGAUCUUAGGCAG
Messenger RNA from Lolium rigidum, 699 nucleotides. RefSeq names its product HMG-Y-related protein A-like. Gene Ontology annotation, biological process: chromosome condensation; regulation of DNA-templated transcription; negative regulation of DNA recombination. Lineage: Eukaryota; Viridiplantae; Streptophyta; Magnoliopsida; Poales; Poaceae. Gene Ontology annotation, molecular function: nucleosomal DNA binding; double-stranded DNA binding. The transcript is spliced from 2 exons. Bases 78 to 659 code for a protein of 193 amino acids. Gene Ontology annotation, cellular component: nucleus; nucleosome; nucleolus. The record is from RefSeq and is a predicted model, not a curated record.